Messenger RNA from Striga hermonthica, 708 nucleotides. NCBI's taxonomy places the organism in Eukaryota, Viridiplantae, Streptophyta, Magnoliopsida, Lamiales, Orobanchaceae. The record is from the annotation of a GenBank genome assembly.
AUGGAGCCGCCGGCGACAGUUGGUGACGGCGGCGGAGGCGGAACAAGGCGCCAGCAGCAGCAACAGCAGGGCGCGGGGAGUAUGUUGACGGGGAUAAUUAGGGUGGCGGUGUUCUGGUACUUUGCGUCCAAAUUCUUCGGACCCAAGCGACCGCCGCCGCAAUCCUCUCACCAGAUCUCCAAUCUAUUUCACAAGGGGGAACCUCUGGUCCGUAAAUUUGUGAAACUUGAAGCUUCAUAUGCAUGUGGAGACAACAUACCUUAUGCUGUUUGGACAGCAGAUAGUACCAGAACUCUAUCCUUGAAGUAUUAUCCUUCUGAGGCUUUAAAGCACAAUGGGAGUCUUUAUGCUCAUGUUUUCUUUGCUAGGUCUGGCUAUCCGCCAGACCCCAAGGACCCUGAGUUCCAACCGUUGGCUGCAUUUGGGAGAACCCACCCUUUGGUGACAUAUUUGCCGAAGAGGGCUGACAAGAAGAAGAGUCUUUUAGGGAACUCCAAGGACGCUGUAGUUGAUGAAAAGGCCACCGAGGUACCCAAUGAUUCUAAUGAUGAUGACAAAGAGGAUGGACCAGUUGAAUGGAUGUCAUAUUGGAAACCUAAUGUUACCAUAAAUCUAGUUGAUGAUUUUACCAGAUACUCACAGAAUGCAAUUCCGCCACAUAUUGCUCCUUGUAUCCUUGGUUUUCCUCUAGUUGUACGCGUGACAUGA